Phytophthora sojae is the source of this 339-nucleotide messenger RNA. RefSeq lists its product as hypothetical. NCBI's taxonomy places the organism in Eukaryota, Oomycota, Peronosporomycetes, Peronosporales, Peronosporaceae. The annotation marks the transcript as partial. The record is from RefSeq and is a predicted model, not a curated record. The transcript has a single exon.
CUUCUAAGGACAACGGAUGAAGCCAACACGGACGCCGAAGAGCGUGGAAACCUGGACGAGAAGGUGUUAAUGAAGUUGAGUAAGCUCGCUGAGAAGAUGGGGAAGCAGACAUUGUCGAAGAAGCUGGAGCACAAAGCGUGGCUGAAGGCAGGGGCGAGCCCCCAGUCCAAAUUCAAAGAGUACAACUGGAAAGGGAAGACUUGGGAAGAGUUGCAGCAGGACCCGACGUACAUCCGCUACCUGGGAUUCGACGAGCUGUGGAAAAAAGCUCAAGAAAAGAAGGGCACGCUGUAUACUGUUGAUGCUUGGAUAAAGAUGGCGAAAGAGGAAGCGAAGAAG